GAACAGAUUAUUUCAGGGGAACAGAAUUUUGCACAACACCGGCAUUAGAGCCAAUGUCAGUGGAAGAUUUUCUUCUACCAGAACCCUCUAGAACGGAAUAUUUUGACUUGUGUGCGGUCCCUCCCCGAGGAUGCUGGGCUGGAAAGCAACGCUCCUAUUGGCUGGCGGUGCCACGCGCCGGUCUUUUGUCUGCAGCGUGGCUUCCUAUAUAAAGCGAUGGGGACGCGUGAUUGGGUCGUCUCAGAUGAUUCCGACGCACUAGGAAGACGAGUUUACUACCAGGCCCAACCAGCUGCAGCCACACGGCAUUAUCAGGCGAUAAGACUGGAACUUUCCAGCAGAAUAACAUACAACGAGACCAACUCCGUCUGCUAACACUGAAAGGUUUUUUCGCUUGAGGAAGACAAAUAGGCAAGAUAAUAUUCUGCAGUCAUGUCCGUGAACAUCCACAUCAACAGCCCCAAUGUGAAGUACACAGACAGUCACAUCGAGGCUCGUUACUCCUACCAAACCACCUCUGUGCAUCAGGAUGGGGACAGAGUUACGGUGACCCCCGGCAGCACCGAGAUGACAUUCCGCACCGAGAGGCGCGUUCCCCGGCUGGGCGUGAUGCUGGUGGGCUGGGGGGGCAACAACGGAACCACCGUCACCGCCGCUGUCCUGGCCAACAAGCUGGGCCUCACCUGGAGGACCAAGAACGGAGAAAAGAAAGCAAAUUACUACGGCUCCCUGCUCCAGGCAUCUACCGUUUGCCUGGGCUCGGGGCUGGAGGGAGAGGUCAACGUGCCAUUCCGUGACCUGUUGCCCAUGGUGCACCCUAAUGACAUCGUCUUUGACGGAUGGGAUAUCUCCUCUUUGGAUCUGGGCAGAGCAAUGGAGCGAGCACAGGUACUCGACUGGUCCCUGCAAGAGCAGCUGCGACCGUACAUGAGCAGCCUCAAACCAAGGCCUUCCAUCUAUAUACCCGACUUUAUUGCAGCAAACCAGGAGAGUCGGGCUGACAAUGUCCUUACAGGCACCAUGGCGGAGCAGAUGGUGCGGAUCAGAGCUGACAUUAGAGACUUCCGUCAGUCCAGCGGUGUGGACAAAGUUAUAGUUCUGUGGACGGCCAAUACCGAGCGGUUCUGUGAUAUCAGUCCGGGGGUCAAUGACACCGCCAAGAACCUACUGGCUGGAAUCCAGGCCGGAGCUGCAGAGAUUUCCCCCUCCACUCUGUUUGCUGUGGCCAGUAUACUGGAGGGCUGCGCCUACAUCAAUGGUUCCCCACAGAACACCUUCGUCCCGGGGGCCGUAGAGCUGGCCACGCAGAGAGGCGUGUUCAUCGGCGGUGACGACUUUAAGUCUGGUCAGACCAAGAUCAAGUCAGUUCUGGUGGACUUCCUGGUUAGCGCAGGUAUCAAGCCAACAUCCAUCGUCAGCUACAAUCACCUCGGCAACAAUGACGGGAAGAACCUGUCUGCCCCUCAGCAGUUUCGGUCCAAGGAGAUCUCCAAGAGCAACGUGGUGGACGAUAUAGUCCAGUCCAAUCCUGUGUUGUACCAGCCUGGGGAGAAACCUGACCACUGUGUGGUGAUUAAAUACGUUCCAUAUGUGGGGGACAGUAAGCGCGCCAUGGAUGAGUACACGUCCGAAAUAAUGAUGGGAGGGCUCAACACCAUUGCGCUUUACAACACCUGCGAGGACUCACUACUGGCCAGUCCAAUCAUACUGGAUCUGGUCAUCCUGACAGAGCUUUGUCAACGCGUGACAGUCAGGCCUCAGGGAGAGCAUGACUUCCAGUCCUUCCACAGCGUCCUCGCUCUGCUCUCCUUCCUCUGCAAGGCCCCCCUGGUUCCAUCAGGGACUCCAGUCAUCAAUGCUUUCUUCCGCCAGAGAGCCUCCAUAGAAAACAUCAUGAGAGCAUGCCUUGGUCUUCCUCCACAGAACCACAUGUUGCUGGAGCACAAGCUGCAGAGGAACUUCCUGACUCCACACACAACCUUCAUCAACAACGACGUGGCCACACUGAAAAAAGUCGGCCUCGCCAAUGGCAACCAUAUCCCUCUACCGCUGACAAACGGCUUUUAUGCACACGAGAGUAACACAGCUUGUGCGAUGUGAUGGCAGAUAUUGCACUGAAGCCUGAAUCGGACUGCUGUAAAUUUAAUGCACUGUUUGAGAAGAACAAACAACCUGACUGAUCAAAUUGUGAGCCAAUUAAAAGAAUGAAUUAGCAAAAUCUGCCUGAUGUUAGGCUUAACAGUUAUUUAGAUCUGUGUGGAAACCACACGCAGUAAGUGACCAAGUCUUUAUGUACUCUGACAUUUUUAAACAGUUCACAGUUUUGUUAAAUAUUUGAUGCUGUUUUUAUGAGUUUACAAAGCAGGCUAAAGUUUUAAGUGCAGUAGGUUUUCAACUUUAGUGCAAUGUUAAUUCACAACUGUACUGUAAAUAUCUGUGAAGACAUGUUUUACAAACAUCUUGCUGAUAUCAUAACUACUGUGUUGCUGUUAAUUGAAUGGGCACCAUGUGAAGUUGAUGAAAAGGGGGAAUCUUGCAUUGACUGUUUUUGUGUUAAUGUCUUGUCUCUGUUUUAUUGUAGGAUUUUAAAAGCAUUCGUGUCAAUUUGAUGAUUUUACCGAAAACUUAGAAUUUAAGACCAAGGCUUUUUCUUAAACUUGUCCUUCCUCUUGUUGAGGUGCCUCAAGUUAAGUUGAAAUUGUUUUCACACAAAGACGGACUGUGUUUAAAAAUUAGGUGAGUAAUAAAAGAGAUUUGUUGCA
Girardinichthys multiradiatus is the source of this 2762-nucleotide messenger RNA. RefSeq names its product inositol-3-phosphate synthase 1-A-like. Gene Ontology annotation, cellular component: cytoplasm. Gene Ontology annotation, molecular function: inositol-3-phosphate synthase activity. Gene Ontology annotation, biological process: phospholipid biosynthetic process; inositol biosynthetic process. The coding region runs from base 433 to 2100 and encodes 555 amino acids. NCBI's taxonomy places the organism in Eukaryota, Metazoa, Chordata, Actinopteri, Cyprinodontiformes, Goodeidae. The record is from RefSeq and is a predicted model, not a curated record. The transcript is spliced from 11 exons.